Messenger RNA from Zea mays, 2547 nucleotides. Its product is annotated as nucleobase-ascorbate transporter LPE1-like. NCBI's taxonomy places the organism in Eukaryota, Viridiplantae, Streptophyta, Magnoliopsida, Poales, Poaceae. The transcript has 5 exons. Gene Ontology annotation, cellular component: membrane. Gene Ontology annotation, biological process: transmembrane transport. The record is from RefSeq and is a predicted model, not a curated record. Gene Ontology annotation, molecular function: transmembrane transporter activity. Bases 930 to 1427 code for a protein of 165 amino acids.
GAUAAUUAAAAUAUAUAUAGCAUUUAAUAUAUACUGAAAUCUGCAUAUAUAGUGGCAGCAAAAUGAUGUUCUGCAUUCCACAGGAUGGUUAAGAUUCCAAAUGAAAAGAUGACUGCAUAAGCUGAUGGAUGGAUGGGUGGUGAACAAUUGCGGUGAAACCUGAAAGGAUACUACUGAUGCUGCACUGCACACAGCACAGCUGCACCCGAAACGCACGCACGCACGCGACAGGCGACAGCGCCAGUAGAGGCCCGGGCUUACAUAAAGGGCAGCCACUCCGGCCCCGACCGCUUCUUCGCAAACCUCCCCUCUCCCAUCGACUUACUCCGUCGUCCGUCGCACUGCCACGGAUCACCCUCUUCCUUCGUCUUCCUCCACAAAACCUAUAGUGCUGGUGCGCCGAGGAGCUAGCUAGCUAGCCCGGCCGGCCGGCGCCAUGCCUCCCGUGAAGGCCGAGGACCUGGUUGUGCACGCCGUCAAGGAGCAGUUCGCCGGCCUCGACUACUGCAUCACCAGCCCCCCCCCGCCAUGGAGUACGUUAUUAAAGCUCUGCCUGCCACCAUUUGGUUCUGUUCGGUUUGCUUAGAUUGCCACCCGCCUACACGCACUGACUGAUGACUGAUGUCGGUCGAUGGUCUCUCUGUGGGCGCUGAACCGCUUGUCGUUUCGUGCUCUGCUGUAGUCACGACGGUGCUCGUUGGCUUCCAGCACUACCUGGUCAUGCUCGGCACCACCGUCCUCAUCGCCACCAUCAUCGUCCCGCUCAUGGGCGGCGGCAUGUGAGACUGACUUUCCUUCUUCUUCAUUCCCCUUUAUUUCGUCGUUUUCCUGGACCUGGACGGACGGGCACUGAUCGAUGAGCGCACGGACACAUGCAGGCCGAGAAGGCGAUCGUGAUCUAGACCAUCCUCUUCCUCUCCGGGAUCAACAUGCUGCUGCAGGUCCACUUCGGCACGCGGCUCCCCGCCGUGAUGAGCGGCUCCUACACCUACAUCUACCCGGUCGUGGCCAUCAUCCUGAGCCAACGAUACGCGCUCCUCAUCGACCCUCUCGAGAGAUUCGUGUUCACGAUGAGGUCGCUCCAGGGCGUGCUCAUCAUCGUCGGCGUCUUCCAGGCCGUCGUCGGCUUCUUCGGCAUAUGGAGAGUCUUCAUUAGGUUCCUGAGCCCCCUCACGGCGGUCCCCUUCGUCACGCUCACAGGCCUGGGACUCUUCUUCUCCGCGUUCCCCGGGGUCACCAAGUGCAUCGAAGUGGGUCUCCCCGCCCUUGUCCUCCUGGUGAUCUUCGCAGAGUACGCCUCCCACGUGUUCGCUAAGGGGAGCUUCGUGUUCAGCCGGUGCCCCGUGCUGGUGACCGUCGUGAUCAUCUGGAUCUACGCCGAGAUCCUGACGGCGGCCGGCGCCUACAACCAGCUGGGAAUUACCUGACCAAUUACAGAUGACUGCAUAAGUUGAUGGUCGCCGCUCUUGCCAAAACAGGGAGGGAAGCCCCUCAUGGCUGGCUCGGACUGGGUCCUUCGUCGAACACCUGUCGUGCAGCCCCCCGCCCCCUCGUUUGGAUCACAACGCAGAGCAACGCUCCUCACCGCACCAGUCCGCACCGCCCGACGAGCAACACCACGGAAGACAUGACCACCCGCGCGCAGAUUGGCCACAGAAAUGCGCAGGCCGCCGCCAGAGAUUGCUAGAUCCGGCAAUGCCACCGCCAGCAGACGCCGGGGCCAGGGGUCGCGCCCGCCGCCGCUGUGGCCAGGGGGCGUGUGCCUCGCCCUCGCCGCGACGGGGAGGAGAGCGCACCCGCCGCUCUCACCGCGACAGAGAGGAGAGCGCGCCCGCCGACGCCGGGGCCAGAGGUCACGCCCGCCGCCGCUGUGACCAGGGGCCGCGUCCGCCCCGCCGGGAGGGCCACGUGCCUCGCCCGCGCCGUCGGGUGGGGGCCGCGUCGCGCCCGCUCGCGCCGGUGGGGCAGCGCGCCGCCAUCGGGGCUGAGGCCGGGGGCCGCGUCCACGCAGGGGCCGCCCUCUCCGGUGCCAUGCAAAGUCGACAUCCUCCCCUUGCUCCAGGCGUUGUGGUCUUGGCGCGUAGGGCGCGUCGGUGGAGGGGGCGCUGUGGCCGCGGGCAUCGCAGGGACGGGGCAGGGGCAGCGCGGGCACGAGUGCGAUGAUGGCGGGGCGGCGAUGGAUAGUGCGAUGAUGGCGGGGCGGCGAUGGAUAGUGCGAUGAUAGCGGGGCGGCGAUGGAGGUUUCCUGGGAUUGCGCGACCAAGAGCGGAGCAAGGGGAGGAUGUCGGAGGUAGAGGCAGGGCAGAACCGUGCGCCACGCUACUGUGGACUCCUACGGUAUCUUCUUAAGAGUAGUAGAGAUUAGCUAAAUUUACUUUUACAGAAUCAUAUAUCUAGUCUUGGAGUUGCUCAUCUUCUUCAAACUUUUUUUUGGAACCGGAGUAGCCCCUACAGUAAACUAUAUAUUUAAAAACUAAUGCGAGUUUUACAAAGUAGACAAGAAAAAAGAAAGAAAGAAAGAAAAAACAUUGUUUAUAAGAGGAAAAA